GAUAACUGUUGCAUUUUCAGAAGCUACUGACAGCAGCAAACCACAAAAUAUCGAUGAGAUCAAGAUGUACUAUGACUGUCGGUACAUCUCCGCUUGUGAAGCUGCAUGGAGAAUUUUUUCAUACCAUAUCCAUUACAGGGAUGUUUCGGUUGAGCGGUUAAGCUUUCAUCUACCGGGAGAGCAAAAUGUAUACUACAAACCUGAUGCAUCCAUUGAGUCGGUACUCAGUAACACCACUCUUCACUCUACGAAGUUUAUAGCUUGGAUGAGAGCAAAUCAAGUUUAUCAGGAGGCCAGGGAGUUGACAUACGUUGACUUUCCAUCUAAGUUCACAUGGAACAAAAAGAAAAGGGAGUGGUCACCACGGAAAAAGGGGUUUGCGGUUGGGCGUGUGUUCUUUGUGCGUCCCGGAGCAGGUGAGAAGUACUACUUAAGAGUUCUGUUGAAUGUAGUAAAAGGGCCAAGAAGUUAUGAAGAUUUGCGAACCGUGGAUGGAAAGAUAUAUGACACAUUUAGGGAUGCCUGUUUUGCUCGCGGGUUACAGGGAGAUGAUAAGGAGUACAUAGAUGGCAUUAAAGAGUCAAGUCAUUCAGCAAUGGCGCGAUGGUUGCGUCAUCUAUUUGUUACUCUUUUACUGCAGGGAUCAAUAACUAAGCCUGAAUCGGUGUGGGAAAAGUGUUGGGAGUAUUUGUCAGAAGACAUAUUAUACAAUGUGAGGAAAAACCUUCAUGAUCAAGAGUUGGAGCUAGACAACGGAGAA
This is a messenger RNA of Cuscuta europaea, 760 nucleotides long. The record is from the annotation of a GenBank genome assembly. Lineage: Eukaryota; Viridiplantae; Streptophyta; Magnoliopsida; Solanales; Convolvulaceae.